This is a messenger RNA of Acanthamoeba castellanii str. Neff, 1446 nucleotides long. RefSeq names its product cyclin, Nterminal domain containing protein. The coding region runs from base 1 to 1446 and encodes 481 amino acids. The record is from RefSeq and is a predicted model, not a curated record. Gene Ontology annotation, biological process: regulation of cyclin-dependent protein serine/threonine kinase activity; mitotic cell cycle phase transition. The transcript has 3 exons. Gene Ontology annotation, cellular component: cytoplasm; cyclin-dependent protein kinase holoenzyme complex; nucleus. NCBI's taxonomy places the organism in Eukaryota, Discosea, Longamoebia, Acanthamoebidae. Gene Ontology annotation, molecular function: cyclin-dependent protein serine/threonine kinase regulator activity.
AUGUUCAACCAUACAUUCGCGGCGUUCGCCUCCUCCGCGGGAGCAGCCAAGCCCGCCGCCCAGCAGCCCAACACAUCGACGGCACGUCUUGCCAAGGAUUUCCGAACCGGCGAGCCGAGGACGGCGCUGGGCAACCUGACCAACAAGGCCGCUUCAUCGAGCAGCGGCAAGACGGGCAACGCGGUGAAGAAGUCCAAGAUUUCAUCUACCCAGUCCCUUACAUCGAAGGUCAAUCCCGCCCCCAAGCCUGGCCAAGAUGACGCCCCGCGAAGGAAAUCGAGCCUCGGUCGACGGAAGGAGCCCCGACUCUCAGUCUCGGCGAUGGAGAUCGAAUCGGCUGGCGUCAAUCAGAGUGUAGACAUGGGCGACCUCGAUCCUUCACAUGCCGUCUUCGUCGAUGAGGAGGAAGAAGUGGAGAGGGAGGCCGAAGUGGAAAAGGGCAUCAAGGAAGAGGAGGUGGUGGAGGCGACGAUUGUGGUACCGGUGCAGAAGGAGAAGAUACUGCUGCCGAUGGGCUGCCUGAACAUCGACGAGGUCGACGAGAACGAUCCCCAGUGGGUCACUGACUACGUCCACUCCAUUUUUGAAUACCUUCGCGAGAACGAGGUUCGCUUGAGACUGCCGCACCAUAACUACAUGGAGGUGGUGCAGACCAAUCUCACACCGGCCAUGCGAGGCAUCUUGGUGGAUUGGUUGGUCGAGGUCGCCGAAGAGUAUGAGCUUUCCUCGGAGACUCUCUUCCUCGCAGUCAACUACCUCGACAGAUUCGCAGCUACCUGCCCUGUGGAUAGGCGAAAAUUCCAGCUCGUGGGGGUCGCAUGCAUGCUGAUCGCGUCCAAGUACGAGGGCAUCUUCGCUCCCGCCGUCGACGAGUUUGUGUACAUAUCCGCCAACACCUACUCCCGAGAAGAGGUACCUUCCAAUCUCGAGAUCCGCAUCUGCCCAGCCCGCAUCUUUUCUCAAAUCCCGACCGCGGCUCCGAUAACGAGCGAACGCAAUGAUCUGACGGCUUCACCCUCACAGGUCCUGCUGAUGGAGGUCUCGAUUCUCAACGCGCUCGGCUUCACGCUGACUGCGGCCACAGCGAAGGUCUUCUUGAGGCGCUACCUCAAGGCCGCGGGAGCCGACCUCACCCUAGCUUUCCUGGCAAGCUACCUCUGCGAGAUCUCACUCCUCGAGUACAACUUCCUGCAGUACCUUCCGUCGAUGGUGGCCGCCGCCUCCGUCUUCCUCUCUUUGCGUACGCUCGAACGAGAACCCUGGACGCCCACGCUCGACUUCUACACCAGCUACCGACUUCAGGACCCGACCUUCCAGCAGUGCGUGCGCGAUCUCCAUCAGCUCCAGAUCAACGCGCCCAAGUGCAACCUGCAGGCAAUCCACGAGAAGUACGCCCACCAGCGCUUCCAGAAGGUCUCUAAGAUCGCGCCACCUCAAGUGCUGUGA